GGAGGAGGAGGAGAGGAGCAGCUGAGCUUUGCAAGAUUCAAUUCCUCUCCUCUCUGCGCUUUGCAUGUGGGAAAGAAAGAAAAGAUCUUCCCACGGGUUGCAUCCCUGGAUGAGUCUUUUUGGAAGCUCAGCUACUGCAGAGAACAAAGAUGGAAGAGCAAGGGUUAGCUGGACCUCAGGCAGGAAGAGGACCCCAUUUAACCCAAGCUGGGAGCAGCGGGGACUUCUGGGAAAGGGCACAACAGAAGACCCUCGAUGAGGACAAUGCCAACCCAGAUGCUCAGCGCCAACGCUUCAGGGAGUUUGGCUACCAGGAGGCUGAGGGGCCCCGAGAGGUUUGCAGCCGACUCCACAGUCUUUGCCGCCAGUGGCUGAAGCCAAAAAGCCACACCAAGGCCCAGAUGCUGGACCUGGUGGUUCUGGAGCAGUUCCUGGCUGUCCUCCCCCCAGAGAUGGAGAGCUGGGUCAGGGAGUGCGGAGCGGAGACCAGUUCCCAGGCGGUGGCCCUGGCCGAAGGCUUCCUCCUGAGCCAGGCGGAGGGGAAGAAGCAGGAAGAGGAGAAACAGGUGGAGGGGUGGAGAGAAGUGGCCAGAGGUCCUCUCGAGGCAGAGGAGGACACCCUGGGUCCCAUGCAGAGGCCACAGUUCAGGUGGAUUGUGCUGGAGGGUGACGGAGGAGCUGUCUCGCCAGGUGGUGAAAUGACCCUGGAGCGUCCUUCCGGCCCUUUUCCUCUUUGGGAUGGAGCAGACGAGGUUCUUACCAAGCCCCCGGAUCAGAGCCCAGUGAUCUUUGAGGAGGUGGCCGUGCAUUUCACAGAGGAGGAGUGGGCGCUGUUGGAUCUGGGCCAGAGAGCUCUGCACCGGGAAGUCAUGGAGGAGAUUUGUGGAAACCUGAGCUUUCUGGCAGAAGGUGGUCAGUCCAGCGAGAAUUACGUGCAAUCAUCUGUGGAGUACGGAAUGUGGAAAGAGACAUUUGGAAACCAAAGGGGACCCAAAAUCAUCAGUCCGGAUAAGCAACAUUGUCAAAAUAAUAGAAGUAUCCAGACCGGGGAGAAACCGUACACAUGUGUUGAGUGUGGAAAGAGCUUCAGCAAUGGAGGAGACCUUGCUACACAUGAAAUAAUCCACAAGGGGGAGAAACCGUAUAAAUGCAUAGCUUGCGGAAAGACCUUCUGCACCAGUGGGAAUUUUAGUAAUGAAAGAAUACAUUCAGGGUGGAAGCCAUAUGUAUGUGCCGAGUGCGGAAAGAGCCUUGGCGAUAGCAGAUCACUUGCUAAACCUCUAGGAACUCACACAAAAGAGAAACCAGAUAAAUGUGCGAUGUGUGGAAAGUGCUUCAGGUGUACUGGGAAGUCCCUGAAAGAAAGGAAGAAAGCUGAGAAAAAACUGGCCAUCAUGGCCAGGAGCAGGAGGGCUAGAACAGCCCACACACUGAAGGUCAAGCUGGAGGUGGUGGAGCGUGCAGAGCGCGGGGAGCGAAACAAAGACAUUUCUUUAGCCAUGGGCUUGUCAAAGUCUACAGUCCGUACCAUAUUCAACAACCGCGAGAGGAUAAAAGCAAGCGCUGAAAAUCUGCAGAGCGAAAAGUUAACCAAGGUGACAACCGGGCGAGCAGAAAUUUACGAAACUCUGGAGAGGCUGCUGGUUCAGUGGAUUGACUGCCACGGCGAUCGGGGCGCCCCAUUGUCCUUCCUCCUCAUUCAGGAGAAAGCGCUGUCCUUGUUUGAGGACCUGAAGAGGAAGAAGGCGGAGAAGGGGGAUGCGAGUGCUGUAGGCAUGGGGUUCAAGGCGAGCAAGGGGUGGUUUGACAGAUUCAAGAGGAGGGCGUACCUUCACAACGUUAAACUAAGGGGAGAGGUAGCUACUGCUGACACUGCGGUCGCAUCAACCUACCCCACACAUUUCCAGGAAAUCAUUGAGGAAGGCAGGUACCACCCAAAGCAGAUCUUCAACAUGGAUGAAACAGGGCUGUUUUGGAAGCGCAUGCCGUCUCGGACGUGCAUCUCCAUCCAGGAGACAAAAGUGCCGGGGCCCAAGGUUUCAAAGGACCGCCUGACGCUGCUGCUGGGGGGUAAUCUAGAGGGUGAUGUGAAGCUAAAACCCCUGCUUGUGUACCACUCAGAGAACCCCAGGGCACUGAAGGGGAUCCCCAAAUCAACUCUGCCCAUUUUGUGGCGUUCCAACAGAAAGGCAUGGGUCACCCGCGAAGUUUUCAGCGACUAUAUCAGGAGCUACUUUUCUCCUUUUGCGGCUGACUAUUGUCGGGAAAGCAACCUGGACAACAAAGUGCUUCUCCUGCUGGACAACGCCCCUGGCCACCCUGUCAGCAGCCACGAUUAUUCCGACAAUGUCCGUGUUCUGUUUCUGCCAGCCAACACGACUUCAUCAUUGCAGCCUAUGGACCAAGGAGUGACCGACAAAUUCAAGGCUUACUAUCUCCAGCUUGUCAUGAAACACGUGGUCACGAAGAGUGCCGAAGGCAACAGCAGAAGCCUCGUGGACAUUUGGAAAGAAUUCAACAUAAGGAAGGCUGUGGAUUUCAUUGCUACAGCUUGGUCGAUGGUUACAAAAGAGACUCUGAACGCUGCCUGGAAAAGCUUAUGCCCCAAGUAUGUUCGUGAUCACAGAGCGCUGGCGAAGGAGUUGCCCGCUGCACAUAAGACUAUUGUGGACCUGGCAGCACAGGCUGGCUUUGAGGGUGUGGAUGAAGAGGACGUGCGAGAGGCGCUUGCGUCUCGCACGGAACGCCUUACAAACGAGGAGCUGAUUCAGCUCGAUGAGCAGUGCUUUGGCGGGAAGAGGGAAAAGGGUGAGGUCAAGGAAGCGCAACAGAAAGUUAUUGGCAUGAAGACACUAACUCAGAUGUUGGUGCUGCAAGGUGGCUUACUGUCCGUGACGGGGGAAUAUGACAACAACUUUGAGUGUGCUCUAAACACAGAAUUGAUGCUCGAUGAAUUAAUGGAGCCCUAUACGUUUCUCCAUGACAAAAACCAGAGGGAGGCAAAGCAGCCCACAGGCCACGAUCCUUUUCACAGGGAACCAAAAGACAGCGCCUCUGAUCUCGAAGUCUUGCCUUCCACAUCUGGUUAUGUACCUCCCGAAAAGGAGGUUGCCAUCAAGGAAGAGAUCGUGGUCAUCAAGGUGAACAUGGAAGAAAUGGAAACUGAACCUGCAGACAGAACUGAUUCGCAAUCUUCCAUUUCUUUGAGUUUGUCUUGCCCUGCACCAUCGCCUUGAAUACUAUCAUCUUGUUAAGGAUUGGGAUAAGGAGAACCUUACGGGACGUCAAAUCAUUGUCUGCAGAAAAUGUUUCAGUUAGCACAAACCAUGGGUUGUAUUCAACUAGCUUUUACUGUAAGAAGAAUCAUAGACACUAAUGACCAUAACUUUCUUAGGUCCAUUAAUUUUAAUGGGUCUACUCGGAGUAAAAGUUAGUUGAAUAUAACCCCAUUUAUCUACACUGGAGGAAAACAGGGCCAAAAGGGGUGCUUUAAAAAAAAAAAGUUUUUAAAAAAUUAGCUUCCCAUAUAAUUUUUCCAAAAUAUCCAACUAAAUACAUAAGACAAGAGCCCAUUUUUUUCAAUGCUGAUAAAUAUUAUGUAUGUCGUUUCAUAUUGUUUGCUGUAGGUCUGCUGUGACCUGAUAAAACAUACACUGCUUAAAAAACCCAAGUUGAGGAAAAUGAGGGUAGGAAUAAGGUAGAAGAAAAGAGAAGAGAGAAAAAGGACCAAACCUUUUGUUAAGCAAAACAAUAACCUAAGAGGAUUUUUAUGACAACCAGACAUUUCUGUUCAGCUGUGGCAUUAAAUCACAUAGAUUUUUUGUCAUUAGCAUAUUACAUGAAGCCCCACCACAUCGAAAAGAAGUCCUGUGGAUGUGCUUUACCUUGAACUAGUCUUAAAUUUGAUGUAAAUCCCCCCAAUUGCAAUAUUCUAUACAUUCUUGCACCACAUUUAUAUAUUCAAGUUGUCAAGUUCCUUCCGGUGCUGUACAAAGGUUCAUCUAAGCUGCAAAUACUAAGAAGGUGAUAUAUUGUUUGGACGUUGAAUCUUUAUUUGUACCUUGAAACGAUGUUAAAAAAGGACGUUCCAGAGCAAAGUUUCUAUGUAUUGCUAAUAGCUCUGUGUGAAUCAGGGACCAGAAUGUUUUAAUGUGUGGCCACUUCCACCAUAGAUGAAAGUAGGUACGUUUAGUAUCACAACCAUGGCAACACAUAGGGCUUAUUACUGCUGAUGUAAUAUGUGCUAGUUGGGCUAUAUAUGUCCCAUACCAUCUAUGCCACAUUAUGUGUGACAGUUUUCUAAUAUUUGCCAACACAGAUUUACUUGCCAACCACAGCCCUUUUCUGGUGGAAUUGUCAGUAUUUGUUAUUAAAUUAUAUCUCCACACUGA
Messenger RNA from Podarcis muralis (Common wall lizard), 4391 nucleotides. NCBI's taxonomy places the organism in Eukaryota, Metazoa, Chordata, Lepidosauria, Squamata, Lacertidae. The record is from RefSeq and is a predicted model, not a curated record.